AGAACACCAGAUGGACAACGCUAGCCCUUCCUCCCUCCCGGAGUCCCCGUGUCGUGCCUCUCCCGGUAGCACGUUACUGCUGGGUAUGAAGAGGUUGUCUGUGCUGCUGGUGGACUACAGGAAAACAACGGGGCUGAGUGGAACUGUGAGAGGAGGAGAAGAGAAGAAAGGAUCAGAUUUGACACACCAAAGAGAAAGACCAGACACAGAGGAUCCAGAGCCAGGGACGUCCAAACCAGCAAGACGACAACAGUGCUCCCACUGUAGAAAGGGUUGGAACAGGUUAUGGGCCCUGAAACGACACGAGAAAAUACACACAGGGGAGAAGCCUUACCACUGCUCCCAAUGUGGAAAGAAUUUUAACAAAUUAGGGAACCUGAAACAACAUGAGAGAAUACACACAGAGGAGAAACCAUACCACUGCUCCAGGUGUGGAAAGUGUUUCAACCAGUCAGGGCAGCUGAAGCGACAUGAGAGAAUACACACAGGGGAGAAGCCUUACCACUGCUCCCAAUGUGGAAAGAAUUUUAACGUUUUAAUGACCCUGAAACGACAUGAGAUAAUACACACAGGGGAGAAACCUUACCACUGCUCCCAAUGUGGAAAUAGUUUUAACGUUUUAAGGAACCUGAAACGACAUGAGAUAAUACACACAGGGGAGAAACCAUACCACUGCUCCCAGUGUGGAAAGUGUUUCAACCAGUCAGGGCUUUUGAAGCGACAUGAGAGAAUACACACAGGAGAGAAGCCGUACCACUGCUCCAAGUGUGGAAAGAGUUUCAAACGGCCUUGUCAUCUGAAACAACAUGAGAGAAUACACACAGGGGAGAAGCCUUAUCACUGCUCCCAGGGUGCAAAGCGUUUGCCCAUUUCUGGAAGCCUGAAGGAACAGAUGAGACUGCAGACUGUGGGAAUAAAGUCCCUCAAAAUGUCACAGAAACUGUGGGAAAACAUAUUACUCAUCACAGUCACUUAA
Oncorhynchus masou masou (cherry salmon) is the source of this 976-nucleotide messenger RNA. Its product is annotated as gastrula zinc finger protein XlCGF7.1-like. The transcript has 3 exons. Lineage: Eukaryota; Metazoa; Chordata; Actinopteri; Salmoniformes; Salmonidae. Gene Ontology annotation, cellular component: PcG protein complex; chromatin; transcription regulator complex. Gene Ontology annotation, biological process: regulation of transcription by RNA polymerase II. The record is from RefSeq and is a predicted model, not a curated record. Gene Ontology annotation, molecular function: DNA-binding transcription factor activity, RNA polymerase II-specific; RNA polymerase II cis-regulatory region sequence-specific DNA binding. Bases 11 to 976 code for a protein of 321 amino acids.